This is a messenger RNA of Chelonus insularis, 1603 nucleotides long. It is a transcript of the gene Rpn5, whose product is annotated as regulatory particle non-ATPase 5. Lineage: Eukaryota; Metazoa; Arthropoda; Insecta; Hymenoptera; Braconidae. Gene Ontology annotation, cellular component: proteasome regulatory particle, lid subcomplex; cytoplasm. The transcript is spliced from 7 exons. Bases 157 to 1524 code for a protein of 455 amino acids. The record is from RefSeq and is a predicted model, not a curated record.
AAUUACUUUAAUUUAAUACCAACUUCAGUCUGUCAUAUAUAUAUACGUAAAACUUGAAAUAAAGAAGAACAAAACGUUAAACCGUUUUCAUAAGAAAUUCAUCAUUUUUAUAUACAUAUUUUUCAUCUUUAUCACUUAUAAUAGAAAAGUGUAAUUAUGGCAGAAACAACAACAGUAGCUACAGAUUCCGGAAAAAUAGUAAAAAUGGAAGUAGAUUAUGAAUGUGCCUGUGAUGUAAAAAUUCCAGAGUGUAAAAAGCUAGCUCAAGAAGGAAAAAUUCAUGAUGCUCUUGAUCAACUGUUGGCCUUAGAAAAACAAACACGAACCAGUCCAGAUAUGCCUUCUACAUCACGAGUUCUCGUAGCUAUUGUAGAAAUUUGUUUUGAAGCAAAAAAUUGGGGUGCUUUAAAUGAACAUAUAGUACUUCUCUCUAAAAGACGUUCUCAAUUGAAACAAGCUGUAACUAAAAUGGUACAAGAAUGUUGUACUUAUAUUGACAAAACUCCUGAUAGAGAAACAAUGAUAAAACUUAUUGAAACUUUAAGAUCAGUUACAGAAGGAAAGAUUUAUGUGGAAGUAGAACGUGCACGUCUUACUCAUCGUUUAGCAAAAUUGAAGGAAGAAGAUGGUGAUAUUUCUGGAGCUGCUGCAAUUAUGUUAGAACUUCAAGUAGAAACAUACGGUAGUAUGUCUCGUAGAGAAAAGGCAUCUCUUAUUCUUGAGCAAAUGCGUUUGUGUUUAGCUAAACAAGACUUUGUUCGUACUCAAAUUAUUGCUAAGAAAAUAAAUGUCAAAUUUUUUGAAGAUGAAAAUGAUACAGAAACACAAAAUUUGAAACUAAAAUAUUAUGAAUUAAUGAUGGAGCUUGCAAGACAUGAAGGGUGGUAUUUAGAGUUAUGUCGUCACAAUCGUGCUGUUCUGGAAACUCCAGCAUUUCUUUAUGAUGCUAAAAAACGUCAUACCGCUUUGUCUCGGGCUGUGUUAUAUUUGGUUUUAGCUCCACAUGAACCAGAACAAGCUGACCUAACACACAGACUACUUGCUGACAAAUUGCUUGAAGAAAUUCCAACUUACAAAGAAUUAUUACGACUUUUUGUAAAUCCAGAACUCAUUAAAUGGUCUGGAUUAUGUGAAAUUUAUGAACGUACUCUUAGAGCAACUGAAGUGUUUUCAUCAAGUACCGAAGAAGGUCGCAAACGAUGGACAGAGCUCCGAAAUCGUGUUGUUGAACAUAAUAUACGAAUUAUGGCCAAGUAUUAUACAAAAAUAACUUUAACUCGUAUGGCAGAAUUAUUAGAUUUACCUGUUGACGAGACUGAAGCAUGUCUUUGCAAACUAGUUGAGACUGGAGUAAUAAGUGCACGUACAGAUAGACCGGCUGGGGUAGUCCGUUUUACUGGAACUCAAGAGCCUGCUGCACUUUUAGAUGCUUGGGCUGCCUCACUAUCAAAAUUAAUGAGUCUUGUGAAUCAUACAACGCAUUUAAUUCAUCAGGAGGAAAUGCUUGCUGUUGCUAAUUCGUGAAGAUUUUUUUUUUUUUGUUUGCUGUACCUUUGUAAUCUCUAGAGAUAAACAAUAAAUAUAUUUUUUUUCCUUUCAUAAA